CGGUCGGCGCGCGGCAGGCGGUGCCGUCGGCGUCUGGCGGCCAGCCGGCAGGCGCUGGCAGCCUCCCUAGCGCCCGCGGUUCGGUUACGCCGCCCGAAAUAGGCACCGGCACUGGAAUCUUCGCCGCGUCGGCGUCUGGCACCAGCGGGGCCUGGAGAGGGCGGCGGCAGUGGCGUCCGUCCGCAGAGCGCCGCAGCCCGCCGCCGCGACACGGACACCUCGCGGGGACAGUGAUAACAUAGUGGGGAGACGCACUCCGCGAGAUACCGGACCAGCCAGCGGACCAGCAGUGACUGAGGGUGAGCGAGUCCGCAGGGCGGCAGCCGGCCGGUCAGCCUGUCCGCCGACCACAGCCGCGGCCACCUGUCGUGACCCGGCGACCGACAUCGGAGCCGGCCUCUGACGGGCAGUGCCGACCCGCGCGGCUGUCACGCCCGCUCACCAUGGAGCGCGGCGGCAGCUUCGAGAGCAGCGCCGAGAGCGCCGCCGUGCAGACGGCCACCGGCGGCGGCCAGUCGAGCGUGCAGCGCCAGUCCCGGCACGAGCAGCGCGGCAAUGUCACCAUGAGUGAGCGCAGCCAGAUCGAGUCCGAGGCGGCGCACGAGGCCGGCGUGCAGAGCGCCGCGUCGCGCAGCGUGCAGCAGUUCGACCGGCACGAGAAGGGUGCGCGCCGGCUCGACGGCGGCGGCGUCGAACACUCGGAGGACACCUACAACAAGGUGAACGAGCGCUCCGAGGCGCAGUCGCGCCGCCAGCUGGCCGAUGGAGAGCAGACCAGCCAGUCCAGCUCGGUCAGCAAGAGCGAGAGCCGCCAGACCACGUCCGUGGCCGACCUGGGCGGUGGUGCCACGCAGCGCCAGAGCGUUACCAAGCGCAGCCAGGUCAGUGAGGUCAGCGAGGUCAGUCAGACCAGCAGCUCGAGCCGGGCCGAGCCGCGCCGCCUGGGCACCGGAGGACGCAGCGCUUCGCUGCAGACGGAUCACCUGGACACAUUCAGCACCGCCGGCAGCCGCGCCGCCGCCUCCCCACGCGCCGGCGGCGGCGGCGGGAUCCUGCGGGAGCUGGAGCGGCUGCUGGCGGACGAGGAUCGGUACGAACAGGCGCGCCGCGCCGUCCGCCGAGACGACAGCAGCUCACUGAACGCGCGCAGCGAGCAGAUUCGCCGCGAGGUCGACAACUUGGUCGCCACCUUCUUCGACCGCAAGAGGGACCGCAGCGGGCGCAGCGACUUCUUCGACAGCGCGAGUCGGCGCGCCGAGCAGCUGGCGCGCGAUUUUGCGCGCGACGAUGACGACCCGUGGCGGGAGGAGGAGGCGCGGUGGCGCCGCCAGCGCGAGCUGCGCCGCACCGGCUCCGACGACUUCUUCGAGGACGCCGUGCGGCGCGCCGAGACGCUGGUGCGCGAGAUGCGCGAUCGCAAAGAGCGCCGCCGCCGCGACGAGGAGGACAUCUUCUCCCGGUACGGCGCCGAGAUCGACCAGUUCUUCGGCAGGCGGCAGGACUCAGGCUUCGGCAGUCGCCGCGGCGGCAGUGACAGCUUCCGCAGCGCCUCCGCCUUCGCCGACGACCUGGUGCGCGACUUCCUGCAGGACACGGGCGGCCGCGGCGCUGAGGAUUCCUGGGCCAACCGACACCGGGAGCGCACCGACUCGCACUCGACGAACGUCGACAUUGACGAGGUGCUCUCUCAGGCGUCGACGAUCGGCCGGGAGCGCGCCACGCGGCCGGCCCGACCGAACACGUCCGAGGUGGACAUCGAGGAGCUGUCGGCGUCGUCUCGCCGCUCGCGGACCGCCGGCGCCGACCGGCUGGUCGACGACAUCGUGCGGCAGUUCGCCGCCGACGACUUCGAUGACGAGGAUACGCUGCGGGGCCAGGCGCGCGGCAUGAAUCGCCAGACGAGCAACACGAGCACCCUGGACGAGGCGGCCAGUCUGCGGCCCGACAGCCGCCUGUCCGAGCCGGUCAGUCUGCGGCCCGACAGCCGCCUGUCGGACGUCGAGGAGGAGCUCAGACAGGCGGAGCAGCGUCGACAGACCGAGCUGGCCGAGGAGCAGGCUCAGCAGCAGCGCCGCGAGGCCGAGGCAGAGCGCGAGGAGCGCGAGCGCCGCCGCCAGGAGCGGCAGCAGAGCGCCGAUGCGGAGAAACGUCGGCAGCUAGAGGAACUGGAACUGGUCGAGCAGCAGGCCGAGCGGUUCCGUCAGGAGCGCGAGCAGCGCCGGCAGGAGCGCGCCGCCCAGGAGCUGCAGGCGGACCAGGAGAUGGCGCGCGCGCAGGAGCAGGCCGAGCGGCGGCGGCGCGCGCUCGACAAGGCGCUGGCCGAGCAGAAUGCGGCGAGCUCCACGCAGCAGGAGCAGGUGACCGAAUCCUGCUCCAGACAGGAGUCCGCCACGACCGAGCGCUCGUCCGUCGCAGAAGAACGGUCAUCGCAACGCGAGGAGCAAUCCUCCUCCCGGCACGAGGAGCGUUCCUCCUCGCGUCAUGAGGAGCAGUCAUCUCGCCAGGAGUUUGCGACAGCAGACGAGAAGGGGCAGCGACAGACAGGCCGACAGUCCCACGAAUCGACAUCAGAGUCCGCCGAACGUGUCAGCGAGUCGGCUGCCGGGACGCAGCAGGGCGAGCAGCGAUCAUCGCCAUCCGAGCCGACCGCCGAGCGGGAAGAGACGGGCGAGGGGGCGGCCGAGGCCCGGUCGGAGGCGUCGGCAGCGGCGCUGCGGCGCGCCGAGGAGCUGCUCUUCGGCUUCGUACCCGACUGGGAGCGCGAGGAGCAGCGCUGGUCCAAGGUGCGCACCGAGCGCAUCGCCGAGGCCAGCGGAGACAAGAAGGUGCGCGACCUGAUGGCCGACUACCGGCCGAUGCGUCACACGCGAGACGACGACCUGCGCGCCCAGCGGCUUCACGAGCGCAAAACCGAGGAGUACGAGCACCUGAUGAGCGGCGAUGUGUGGCGCGGCCUCAAGGACGAGUCGCGCGGCGGCCGAGCGCGGCCCGGUGCCGGCGGCGGCGCCGACUCGGUGCUGUCCGAGCUGCGCUCGGCGCGACAGAGUACGGCCAGCAGCGCGCAGACCGCCCGCUCCCAGUUCAGCCAGCGGAAGGCCGAGUCCAUGCGCGAGACGGGCGGCGACCGGUCCGCGGGCCGCGGCUCCAAACUGGACGAGUUCCGCUCUUUUAAGAGCGAGCUCUGGCAGGAUAAGUAGGCGCAGCUGGCGCGAGUGAUUGAAGGACGCAGAUCGCUGUGAAUUAUUAAAUAUCGUGCGCGGAGGGGAUACCCAAUGUCGAGGCUUUCGGCUUAAGGAGAUGGUAGUGCGAUGUUGCGUAUGUUGCUUAACGUUUGUUUUCAGUCUUGCUAAUGCUCUUCAGAGCGGUAACUGCCUGUAAACUGUGAGGUAAAUAGGCCAGUACUACCAGCGAAAUACAUUGAUCUUUUUUCA
Amphibalanus amphitrite is the source of this 3431-nucleotide messenger RNA. RefSeq names its product trichohyalin-like. NCBI's taxonomy places the organism in Eukaryota, Metazoa, Arthropoda, Thecostraca, Balanomorpha, Balanidae. Bases 444 to 3197 code for a protein of 917 amino acids. The record is from RefSeq and is a predicted model, not a curated record. The transcript has a single exon.